Messenger RNA from Eriocheir sinensis (Chinese mitten crab), 3805 nucleotides. RefSeq names its product dipeptidase 1-like. The coding region runs from base 667 to 1929 and encodes 420 amino acids. The record is from RefSeq and is a predicted model, not a curated record. Gene Ontology annotation, biological process: proteolysis. Lineage: Eukaryota; Metazoa; Arthropoda; Malacostraca; Decapoda; Varunidae. The transcript has 12 exons. Gene Ontology annotation, molecular function: metallodipeptidase activity.
UGACAACUACGUUUGUUGGGUUGUUAUGUGUUGUUUGCAGACAGACGUAGUGAAAGAGUAUCCCAUCAUAUUGUAGGAGAGUUGUGAAAAUAUGAUAAUGAUGUAUUGCCGCCUCGAAGAACAAGUGUGUUCAUCCAAGCUUGAAUUAAGCUAACAGCAGUGUGGUGUAAAAUCUGCAAAAGUGUCUUGUCAUCCUUCCCGUGACUCAAACUGACUGUUGGAAAAUAAGAGAUCGAGCAAAAUAAUUAAGAAGAGCGUUGAUCACCGAGGAAGGUUAAACACAAAUGUGAACAAGGGGCAAAGACUUAAUGGAAAACAAGAGAAAGCGGACCUAUGGAGUGAUCCAGCGACAGACGUCACAAGACAGCCUCGGGGAGGCGCCGCACGGGACGCCGGUCACAUUCAUCGCCUCGACCUCACCGCCUCGCACCUCACACCGCCGGCAACCCCUGCUUCCCUGCUCUCCACCCGGCCAGUGAGAUCCAAGAAUAAUAAGGCCGGGAGGACAAUGGGCAGGAAAACGUCACACUGAGAGGAGAGUGUUCAAUGGCAGUCUGGCCGCGGCAUGGGCGUCCUGAUGGGGAAUAAUAUCUGCGAGCCUCCGAGCGUCAAAAACAUUCCCGCCUGAGUGACAGACGUUGGCGCCAUUACGUGACCAUCCCAGUAAUGAAGCGGGUGGUGCCGGCGCUGGUGGUGGCGGUGGUGGUGGUGGCGGCGCCAGGUGGGUGCAGUGCCAGCCCGCUACCUGUCCGCGUGUCCCCUCAGGCGUCCCACCGCGAGAGACUGCAGGCCGCCCGAUCCCUCCUGGCCUCCUCGCCGCUGAUUGAUGGCCACAACGACCUGGCGUGGAAUGUUCGCAAGUUCCUGCACAACAAGCUGCGAUCCUUCAACCUGUCCAGCGACCUGACGAAGGAGAAGCCGUGGAGGGACUCGCCCUUCUCCCACACCGACCUGCCGCGGCUCAGGGCGGGACAGGUGGCGGCCCAGUUCUGGUCGGUGUACGUGCCGUGUGAGGCGCAGUACCUCAACACGGUGCAGCUUCUCCUGGAGCAGGUGGACGCCGUGCGCCGCAUGGUGGCCGCCAGCCCCGGCCACACCACGCUGGUGCGCUCCCCGGCAGAGAUCCUGCAGGAGUUCCGGCGCGGGCGCGUGGCGAGUCUGUUGGGCGUGGAGGGCGGACACGGCCUGGCCAGCAGCAUGGGCGUGGUGCGGGCGCUCUACGACCUCGGCGUCAGAUACGUCACGCUCACCCACAAGUGUCACACGCCCUGGGCGGAAUGCUCGGAAGACGGCCCAUCACGACCCAACACCCCGGGACUCACGCCCUACGGCAAGGAGCUAGUGAAGGAGAUGAACCGCGUGGGCCUGCUGGUGGACCUCUCGCACGCCUCCUCCAGUACCGCGAGGGACGUGCUGGCCGUCACACGCGCCCCCGUCAUCUUCUCCCACUCGGCCACCCGCGCCCUCUGCGACAUCGAGAGGAACGUGCCCGACGACGUCCUCAGUUCGCUGGCUGACAACGGCGGCUUGGUGAUGAUCAGCUUCUACAACGACUUCCUCACGUGCGGCCAGACAGCCUCCAUGCAGGACGUGGUCGCUCACAUCAACCACGUACGGACCAUGGCGGGGGUGGACUACGUGGGUCUCGGUGCGGGCUACGACGGGAUCAACAGGACUCCCACAGGCUUGGAGGACGUGUCGAAGUAUCCUGAGUUGUUUGCGGAGCUCCUGAAGGACUCCACGUGGUCACUACAGGAUCUGAAGAAGCUGGCGGGACUCAACCUCCUGCGGGUCCUGUCUCAGGUUGACCAGGUGCGCGAGGAGCUGGCGGGGGAGAAGCCGUCGGAGGAGAUCAUCCCUAUCCACGACAUCGACACCCGCUGGCCCUGCAGGUACAAGUUCGCGAGCCUCGACGACGUGCGCACCUGACCUCCUUAUCUUUGCCAGGACAGUUAACGAACACAAUCAUUAGUAUAAGAAAAAGUUGUGUUUGGCAUAAAAAACGGGGUGGCUCCUGUACCUCGCGUGCCGUCUUCACGUGCGACGCUUGGAGGCUCGAGGGAAGGCGAUGAGGGAUUUGUGAGUAUCUUCGUUUCUUUGUGCGCCCUGUGAACGUGAUUGAAGUGUGAGAGAAAGGAGUGAACCAGCCAAGAAGUCGACAAAAUAUGGCCGUCAAAAUAAAAAAGUGUAACAAGCGAUACCUGGGAGCUUGUCGAGGUGUGAGGAGGAAGGCGUGGUGGUGAAUGUUCGCCCCGUAUACGUGACUGAAAUGUAAGAUAAAGAAGUGAAUCAGUCAAGAAGUCCGUAAAAAAAUGGCUGUCGGAGUGAAAACGUGUGACAAGCGAUACCCGGAAGCUUGUCGAGUGUCCCAAACUGGUGUAAAGAGGAAGGCGUAGUGUGAAUGUUCGCCCUAUAUACGUGACUGAAAUGUGAGAUAAAGAAGUGAAUCAGUCAAGAAGUCCGUAAAAAAAUGGCUGUCGGAGUGAAAACGUGUGACAAACGAUAACCAGGAGCUUGUCGAGUGUCCCAGAGUGGUGUGGGAAGGAAGAGGAUGUGGUGGUGUGUUGGUGAGUGUUCGCCUUGUGGGAGCAGCGGAGUGAGUCAGUGGAUCAGCGAGUCAGCAAAUAUGUCCUUCAGAUUGAAAGCGCUAAAUUAGAUUACCAGGGAACAUGUCAAGAUUCAUAAAAAAAUAUCAAGACAAUAAUUUGUUUUUCGAGACAGUCACACCCUCUCCCAUCUCCCCCCCCCCCCCUCCCCUCCUCGCCAUGAAGAAUGAAUCCUUCGCCAUUAUUCUUCGGGGUCAAAAAUCUUCUGUUGGUCCAUUUGGCCUCGACCGUAUCUCGCGCCGGACUCCCGCUCGCCAGGACUCCUCAAGUUGUUGUAAAAGAAAAAAAAAAAUCGCUCCUCGACUUCGUAUUUUCUAUUUCGUUUCACUUUCUAUUUCGUUUCGCCAUUAACUUGUCAAGGUUUUUGCAGUUUUCUUUUAUUUUCUGUUUCCUUGCUGUCACUUGCGUUGCUGGAGAAAAGCUUUUGCGAUCUGUAUUUCAGUCUUUCGUUUCUGAGACCUGAAGCUUCAGAAGAAAAAAGCACCGGCGGGAAAUAAUACGAGUUCUGGCAAAUAAUUCAAGGAACGAAAUUCAAUCAUCAUUUGAGAGAUAUAAAGUUAUUGGAUUUUUUCAGGAGGUUCUUUGCGCUAAUUUGAUUUGGGUUUCUUUCCAUGUCUUUUUUUUUUUUUACUUGUUUUUUAUAGGAAGGGUGACCGUUCAGGUGCAAAAAACAUAAACAGCAACAACAACAAAAAGCCCGCUAGAUGCUGCGUUUCUUUGUAUCCCUCUUGCUUUUUAUUCUAUUUUCUUUCGUUUUUAGUUUUCUUUCUUUUUCUCUUCAUCUUGCUUCAUUUUUUCUUUCAUUUUAAUUCUUUCUUUCCUUCCCUGUUAUUUAUUCUUGCAUUAUUUUCUUCACUUUAUUCCUUAGUUCUUUCAUUCUCUCUCUACGCUUUUCUCUAUCAUUCCUCCUCUUUUCUUCUUUUUCUUAAUGUCUCACAGUAAGUCCAAUCAUCUAUUUCGUAACGUCACAACAGAUUCCCGGCCACAACAUAGUAGACCACAGUACCGACGUAGAACACUGUAGAUCCAUCCCAGUGCGUCCCUUCUAUCAACCUCUGUGUGUGUGUGUGACGACCUAAAUACGGCACGGUGUCUUUUCCUGUAAUCACGGACAUCUCGGCUGCUCGGGGGAGACAAUAACAAUCUAUUCUUCAACAGUUUAUCUUGUUAAAAUAAUUGAAUUUAUGCAGAAAUAUAUA